Messenger RNA from Rhineura floridana, 2677 nucleotides. RefSeq names its product solute carrier family 16 member 10 (gene SLC16A10). The coding region runs from base 338 to 1951 and encodes 537 amino acids. The record is from RefSeq and is a predicted model, not a curated record. Gene Ontology annotation, molecular function: monocarboxylic acid transmembrane transporter activity. Gene Ontology annotation, biological process: transmembrane transport. The transcript is spliced from 6 exons. NCBI's taxonomy places the organism in Eukaryota, Metazoa, Chordata, Lepidosauria, Squamata, Rhineuridae.
CUUGGGGGGUUGCCUCUUUAAAAUAACCUGGAGGCGCCUUGAGCGAAUUUAACACCCUCAGGGGCCGGUCCGUGCGCGAGUGAGAGCGAACGCAGGGUUUUUUAAAAAAAAAUAUUUUACAUAUAUAUUUUAAAAGUGCUUAGGUCGUCGCAGAGCACGACGCGUUCCUUUCUCUUCGAGGCGUUUUAUAUCUCCUAUUCCCGUUUCUAUUUCAAGGGAGAUGGUAGCGUUGCCUCAGCGGACCUAAGAAAGGAGAGAGGCAGCGACGAGGAGGGAAAGCAAGCGGUAGGUGAGAGGCCGCCUCAACCGUAUCCUCGAUUUAGCCCCUGCCGCGGGCAUGUCUCCCGUCAGUGAGGAGGUGGGAGCCGGGGACGCCGUCCCCACUGCCCCACUGCCCGCUCUCGAGGCGGUGGAGGGAGAGCCAGAACAGAAGAACAGGGAGUGGUACCCGCACGAGGCGUUCCUUGACUCCGUAGACAGAGCCGGGGCCCGGGGGGAGUCUUCUCUGGUGACGGGCUUCGUGACGACCGCGAGUCUCCCUGAGAAGCUGGAGCUGCCGCCGCCGCCGCCGCCGCCGCCACUUCCACUCCAGACGAAAGACAAGGAGCUCGAGCCCCCCGAGGGUGGCUGGGGGUGGGUGGUCAUGCUGGCCUCCAUGUGGUGCAACGGGACCGUGUUCGGCAUCCAGAACUCGUGCGGGGUCCUUUUCAAGUCCAUGCUCACGGAGUUCGGAGACCCCGGCGACAAGCAGCUGACGUUCAGGACAGCAUGGGUGAAUUCCCUAUGCAUGGGAAUGAUCUUCUUCUGUUCUCCCAUAGUCAGUGUAUUUACCAAUAUAUUUGGCUGCGGAAUAGUAGCUGUUGUUGGAGCAGCAGUUGCACUCAUGGGGCUUUUUUCAAGCUCAUAUGUAAGCUCACUUGGACCUCUCUACUUCACAUAUGGAAUCUUAUUUGGCUGUGGCUGCUCAUUUGCCUAUCAACCAUCCCUGGUCAUUUUGGGGCGUUAUUUCAAGAAGCGCCUGGGAUUGGUGAAUGGCAUUGUCACUGCUGGCAGUAGCUUGUUUACUGUAACACUGCCUUUUCUUUUAACUGUACUGAUAAAUUCAGUUGGCCUGUACAACACUUUGCGGAUCCUGUGCAUUUUUGUAUUUGUUCUGUUGUUGGCAAGCUUUACUUAUAUGCCUCUCAUUCCUGGUGAAAAAGAAAGAAGGAAAAAGGACAAAUCCACAUUUUCUGCAAAAAGGAUUUUUAAUUUUUCCAUUUUCAAAGUUAAGAGUUAUCUAAUAUGGGCUUUUGGGAUCCCAGUUGCCUUAUUUGGGUACUUCAUACCUUAUGUUCACCUAUUGAACCAUGUAAAAGAGCGUAUUGGUAAUGAUGUUCCAGAUGAGACACUUCUGCUUUGUCUUGGCAUUACUUCAGGAGCUGGCCGGUUGAUCUUUGGCAGAAUUGCAGAUUAUAUUCCUGGUGCAAAAAAGGUUUAUCUACAGGUGAUUUCAUUUCUCUUCAUUGGCCUGAUGUCUAUGAUGAUUCCAUUAUGCUACUCCUUUGGAGGUCUCAUUGCCGUCUGCCUCUUCAUGGGUCUUUUUGAUGGGUGCUUCAUUAGCAUUAUGGCACCAAUUGCCUUUGAGUUAGUUGGUGCACAGCAUGUUUCUCAGGCAAUUGGAUUCCUUUUGGGCUUCAUGUCUAUUCCAAUGACGGUUGGUCCGCCUAUUGCAGGAAUACUACACGAUUACCUAGGUACUUACGAUGUCGCAUUCUUCCUAGCUGGUGUUCCCCCUAUUAUUGGAGCAGUUGUGUUGUUUUUCAUCCCAUGGGUGCAUGAAAAGAAGAAUUGGAAAGAACAAGCUAGUCUUGUGGAUGGGGAAACUGUGGAGAAAAUGCUGGAAAUCAAAAGCACUUCAGUGCCAGACUCAUUUGAGAAACCCAGCAAAGAAUCAGAGUCUGUUAUUUAAUGGUUGAUAUUUUUCUACCAGAUUGAAUUUAUUUUUUUAAGAACUAGGUUAGCUUUCUGUUUAUGAAUUGAAUGUACCGUAUGAUUGUACUUCAAAAGCAAAGCCACAAUGAGAGCUACCAAACUAGUCAUGAAGGUUAAAACAAGAUUGCUAACAGCGAAAAAUGCCUUUCACCCAUUUUUGGAUAUGGUUUCAAAACAGUUCCAUGAAGCUUUGUGUCAUCAGAAUAUAUGCUAGUGAGUGCGUAUGAAAGGAGUACUUUAAAAAUACACACAUAUGAUCACAUUUCUGGAACUGAAGAAGUGUGCCCCUUUUACUAACUAAUCCUUUUAGAAUGCCUUCAGUAACUUCAUGAUCCAUCUAAUGGACUGACAUUCAUGCGGAAUUAGCAUCUUGAUGUUUAUAAGGCUACAGUUUGCAUGUGGAUUCACAACUUUUAGAUUCCCUUAAAGACAGAUUUAGCUAUGCCUGCGUCAAUUGAUUUCAACAGGUUUAAGAAUUGCAUAGGAUUGCGGCCUUAGUUUUUAAUCCUCCAGGAAACCAUAGCUAUAAACUAUGAAAACAUAUUUUCAUAAUGCAAUACUGACAAUUUACACUUUUGCUUAACUCUAUAAUAGACCCCUUCAUACAUUGCUUCAUAUAUCUCAAUAGUUUGAAGGUGGAUGACAUUGUGGCAACUUUAUGACUAUCAUAUUUUAAAUAACUUAAAUUAAACUGAUGAAUUAA